AUUUAGAUAUAUCGAUCAGUAUAUCGACUAUCGAACUUGCACCAUCAUACUCGAUAGUCGGUAUUUUUUGACAACAGGAAAGUCGACGUCAGUGUAUAUGUUUUGUGUGUUUUGUGGUCGACGUCUCCAAUUUCCAUUUUUUCAAUACACACCAAAAAUUUUCCCCUCGAAUAUUUCGUUUCAAAAUUUAGGAGGGUGAGAACAAACUGUAGGCAUGAAUAUUUGUGGUUGAUUUGUUCAGUCGUGCUGCUAACGUUAAGAAGUUUUCUAAUGUAUAUAUGCAACCCUUGUACAACACAGCUGUUUUUCCUUGAUGUGGGACUGUGAUAUUUUCCUUAAAUUCCAUUGAAAUUUCUUAAUCAGCACAAUGGAAAAUGAUCAAGACAAGAUCAUGAAGGUCAUAUGCUAUUACCAGGAAAGACUAGAAAAAUAUGCAACCAGUGGUAGUGGUGAAAAGCUCUUGUACACGUUAGGGGAACUUAAAAAACUCCCUAUCAAAACUACACAUCUGGAAAAUACUGGUGUUGGCAGAACUGUAAACGGCUUAAAGAAAUUAGGUGGAGAUGUGGGAGAAGCUGCCAAAAACUUGGUUACAUUAUGGAAAGAAAUGGUAAUGCAGGAAGAACAGGCAGAGAAAGAGGCACAAUCAAAUGGUGCAGACUCGGUGGGUUCGUCAUAUUCAAGUGAAAGCGAAUCUAACAAAUUAAAAAUUGUUGAACCUCCAAUUGCUGCCCCAGUUGAGAAAGAAGUAAAAGAACAUAGUGAAAGUGAUACAUAUCACAAAAGACAUAGUCAUAAAUCAAAUAAAGAAAAUGAUAGGUCAAGUAGUACAGAAAAAAGCCACACUUCAAAAGAAAAACAAGGGAAUGAGAAGACUAAUAGAGGUAGCAAUAAGGAGGAGAAAUCUAGUCAUCAUUCUAAAACCAAUGGCGAGAAAACUGAUAAGCGUAGAGAAAAGCACAGUAGUAGCAGUUAUAGUAAAUCUAGCAACAGCAGUGAAAGAGAUAAAAACGAAUCUUCUCGUAAAAGCAAAGAGAAAGAUAAGUCCAAGCAUAAAUCUAGUAGACACGAAGAUGAACGAAAGCAUAAAAAAAGGGAUCCUACUCCAAGUUCCGAGUCGGAAUCAGAAUCAGACACAGAAAGCGAUACGUCAAGUGAAUCUUCAUCAGAAUCCGAAAGUGAUCAUGAGACCAGCAAACAUUCAAAAAGUGACAGGCGGCGUAGUUCAGAUAGAGAGGGACAUUCAAAAAGGAAACGACAUGACUCUAGUAGUUCGAGUGAGAAAGAAAAACAUAUUUCAAGAUCAAAGGAGAAAUCAGACAAGCAUAAAAAUGAAGAUGAGAAACACUCAAAGAAAAGGCAUCGUUCAGAGUCGAGUGAUGAAAAAGAUUCCAAGAAAAAAUCAAAAAGCAGUGAGAAAGUCAGCUCCAGGUCCACAGAGAUGUCCAGCAAAAGGAAAGAUGAAUGCGAUGAGAAGCAUUCGAAAAAGAAAAGGCACUCCAGUGGAUCCAGUGAUGAUGAAACGACAAAGAAGAAAGAAAAACGUAAGAGCAGUGAAAGUUCCAAAUCAAAAGAAAAGUCUGCUGGAAAAAGGAAGAACUCAGAUGAAAAUAAAAACUCGAAGAGGAAAAGGACUCAUUCUAGUGAUGGCAGUGAUGAGGAAAAGGUUGAGAAGAAGUUAGAAAAGCCCAGUAGAAAAAGAGAUGACUCGAAUAACAGGCAUUCGGCUAAGAAGAGAACUCAUUCUAGUGAUGGUAGUGGAGAUGAAAAAAUUGAGAAGAAAUCAAAGACUGUUGAGUCUAGAGAUUCAAAGUCGAAAGAUAGGUCCAGCAAGAGUAGUAAACAGGAUGAGGAUAAACAUAGGCAUAAAGACAAAGGCUGUGAUAAAGACAAGAAAAAAGAAAAGUCUAAGGAGGAUAGCAAAGCAAGGAGUGAGAAGGACAGUUCAAGCACAAAGUCACAUUCAUCAUCAAGCAGUAAGGAUAAGGAUGCCAAUAAACACAAAGAUGACAAGAAAAGUAGUACUAGCUCGAAAUCCAAAUCAAAAUCUGAGCCAAAGACUGAUAAAGAUUCAAGCAAAAUGAAAAUUCCGAAGGCAUCUGACAUGAAGAAAAUCGCAAAUGGUAUUGACUCUGGAUCCGGCGCCAGCUUUGCCGAGGCCCUAGGGCUGUGCGGGCCCCCGAUCGGUAUGAAAGGUUCUAGUAGCAAGAAGAAAAGUCUCGAAAAAGCUGGGAAGGCGAAGGAACAAGGCGGCUCUUCGAAACCGACUAAACGGGAGAGUAGCGAGGAAAGAGAACCGCCGCCCAUGGAGAAGGAUUUCGAUGAGACCGACGAAGAUGAAAAUGUUCCUGCAUUACUAAAACAGCCGGAGCUGGAACCGUUGAAUAUUAACAUGUCUAGUCUCCUACCUGAGAUAACUCCAAACUACAAGCCUUUGGGUUUACCAGUGGACAUCCAACAAAAACGUUUCGAAAGAAUGACUGAUGAUGAGGCACUUAGCAGGGUGAUGACAAACAAAAAUUAUAGGUUGAAAGAUAGGCCCAGCAAGAGUAGUAAACAGGAUGAGGAAAAACAUAGGCAUAACGACAAAGACUGUGAUGAAGACAAGAAAAAAGAAAAGUCUAAGAGGGAUAGCAAAUCUAGGAGUGAGAAGGAAAGUUCAAGCACAAAGUCACAUUUAUCAUCAAGCAGUAAGGAUAACGAUGCUAAUAAACACAAAGAUGACAAGAAAAGCAGUUCUGGCUCUCAAGUCAAAUCAAAAUCUGAGCCAAGGACUGAUAAAGAUUCAAGCAAAAUGAAAAUUCCGAAGGCAUAUGACGUGAAUAAAAUCAUAAAUGGUAUUGAUUCGGGAUCCGGUAUCAGCUUCGAAGAGGCACUAGGGCUGUGUGGGCCCCCGAUGCAUAUGAAAGGUACUUCUAGUAACAAGAAGAGAAGUCUCAAAAAAUCUCGGAAUACGAAGGAACAAGGCGGCUCUUCGAGACCGACUAAACGGGAGAGUAGCGAGGAAAGAGAAUCAUUGCCGUUGAAGAGCGAUUUCAAUGGGACUGUCGAAGAAGUAAUUGUUCCUGCUUUUCCAAAACAGCCGCAGCUGGAACCCUUGAAUAACAUGUCUAGUCCACUACCAGGGAUAACUCCAAACUGCAGGCCUUUUGAUUCACAACUGAUCUGCCAAAGAAUGACUGAUGACGAGGCACUUACUAGGGUGAUGACAAACAAAGAUCAUAGGACCAAAGUAUAUCCUGGAAAUAAAAUGUCUGGGAAGGUGGAUACUCUAUCCGGUCACUGUGCGAGGAUAUUACAAGAUAAUAUUGAUGCAUUGGAGUACACUGGAGGUGUUCCUUACUUAUUUCUGAAACCGGUGUUGGAAAAAGCAACUCCAGAUCAAUUGCUGAAUGUGGAGUAUCAUAAUCCAUACUUAACCGAGGAAACUGAUGAAUUGUGGCAGUUGUAUUGCGAGAAGGAAUUUCGUACUAAGAAAAGGGAAGAGAUGGAAUCUUGGAGAGAAAUGUACUUGAGGUGCUUCGGGGAGAGGGCAGCUAGGUUUAAGGCGAUUACUGCUAACAUAAGACAAGCUCAAGAGAAAUUAGUACCAGUUAGAACUACAAAGCUUGCUUAUAUUGACAGCGUUGUCAAACCGCCUAGGAAUAUAGCCAGAAAGCAGGCUAAGAACGGUAUCGUACCCGAAAAGAAGAUGGUAACUCCUGCAGAUCGAUUAGCACAAUUAGAGAAGACUCGCGAAGCAGCGAAGGUUGCCUGAUUCUAGAACGAGAGUCACAGAAAGAUCGAGUACUACUUCAUCGGCAGCGUUUAAACCCAAAAGAGCACCGUUAAUGGACAAGACGUUAUCUUUUAUGAAGAAUCGUUUCAAAAGAUGAAUGCCCACUCUUGAAUCUGACCAUACGAAAUGUACAUUGAAAAAUACUUAAAUUAUUGUUUUCAGUUAAGUGACUAUGUAAUUCUGGGUGAUGAAUUUAUACAAAAACAACAGAAUAUUUAAUUAUGCUGAUGUACACGUAUAAUUAUAAUUUUAGUGUGGAUAGUUUUUAGUGUGUAUAGUCGUUGAAAAAAUCUUAUUUAUUUAUGUUUGAAC
Messenger RNA from Acanthoscelides obtectus, 4090 nucleotides. NCBI's taxonomy places the organism in Eukaryota, Metazoa, Arthropoda, Insecta, Coleoptera, Chrysomelidae. The record is from the annotation of a GenBank genome assembly.